ACCAAUCAUUGUUAAAUCGUGAUCCCCCGAUGGAGCUUUACUUUAACAUUGUGUCACCGCCGUGCCAGACUGUGCUGCUGGUAGGCAAAAAGCUCGGCAUCACCUUCGACCUGAAGGAAGUCAAUCCCCAUCUGCCGGAAGUGCGAGAAGAGCUGAAGAAGUACAAUCCUCAGCACACCAUACCGACGUUCAUCGAGGAUGGACACGUUAUUUGGGAGUCGUACGCCAUCGCCAUCUAUCUGGUGGAAAAGUACGGCAAAGACGAUUCACUCUACCCGAAAGACGCGAAGGUACGCUCGAUCGUGAACCAGCGGCUGUUCUUCGACAAUGGCUUAAUGUUCAAGAGUGCCAUCGAGUACGUGGAGUGUAUUCUGAAAAAAAAGCUUGAACCAACGGAAGAGAUGGUGCAGAAGCUGAAGAAGUCGCUCGGACUGUUGGAAUCAUUCGUGAAGGAACGCUCGUUCGUCGCUGCCGAUCAUCUGACGAUCGCCGACAUUUGUUUGCUGAGCAGCGUGACGAUGCUGGGCGGGCUGAAGUAUGAUUUGGAACCGUACCCAGGCAUUCAGGCAUGGGUUGGACGUGUGACGGGCGAGCUGCCAAACUAUGCCGAAUUCCACAAGGAACUGCUCGAGAAGAGCCUGGAGUACAUUAAAACGUUGUAG
Messenger RNA from Anopheles maculipalpis, 662 nucleotides. RefSeq names its product glutathione S-transferase D5-like. Gene Ontology annotation, molecular function: glutathione transferase activity. Lineage: Eukaryota; Metazoa; Arthropoda; Insecta; Diptera; Culicidae. The transcript is spliced from 2 exons. Gene Ontology annotation, biological process: glutathione metabolic process. The coding region runs from base 30 to 662 and encodes 210 amino acids. The record is from RefSeq and is a predicted model, not a curated record.